CUCUGCUCAACGUGACAGGACCCCCCGGCUCCAUCACCGUGGCCGUGGGCAAGGAUGUGGUGCUGCCCUGCCACUUCUCCCCAGGGCAGAGCGGGGACCUGGAGGUGACCUGGUUUCGGGAGCAGUUCUCGCCCUUCGUGCAUCGCUACAAGGGGGGCCAGGACCAGUACGGGGAGCAGAUGCUGCAGUUCCAGGGCCGCACGGCGCUGCCGCGGGACGGCCUUGCCAGGGGCAGCGCGGACUUGAAAAUUCUCCGUGUCCAACUGUCUGACAGAGGGAAUUACACCUGCUUUAUUCACCGUGACCCAGAUUACGAUGACGCUGUGGUGGAGCUGAAGGUGACAGCCAGCGGCUCUGCCCCCCGCCUGGCCCUGCAGCGCUACCAGGACGGGGGGAUCCGGGUGUCCUGCCGCUCGUCCGGCUGGGUCCCACAGCCCCAGGAUCCCCAGGGCCAGCACCUCCCGUCUCUCUCGGAAAAUAUCACCCAGGACCAGAGCGGCCUCUUCACAGCAGAAAGCAGCAUCAUCCUCACCAAGGGCAUGAGGCAGGAGCUCUCCUGCUCGGUCCGACAUGCCCUGAGCAGCGAAGGACAGAGAUCAGCUCUUUACAUCUCAGAUCCCUUUUUCCUGAAAGCCCAACCUUGGAUAACUGCCCUGGGCACUGUCCUGGUUGCUGUGGUCACUCUUCUUUUUGUCACUGUUCAUCUCCUGAAAAUUAAAGGAAAGCAGGAGAAAAAAAUAGUGAUGCAGGAGGCAGCACUACGGGAUCGUGAUGCAGAAAUUGAAAAGCAAGUUGGAGAACUUGCAUGGAGAAGAUAUGCAGUGCCUAUAGAAGAAGUGAAGGUGGUCCUGGAUCCAGACACAGCCCACUGUGACCUGGUCCUGUCUGACGACUGCAAAAGCGUGAGGCGCAAGGACACGCGGCAGGACGUCCCCGACCUCCCCCAGCGCUUCAACCCCUGGCGCUGCGUCCUGGGCUGCCAGGGCUUCACCUCGGGCAGGCACUGCUGGGAGGUGGAGGCUCUGGAUGGAGGAGGAUGGACCGUGGGGGUCUCCAGAGAAGAUGUGAAGAGGAAGGGAGAAAUUGAGUUUAAACCAGAGGAGGGCAUCUGGGCAGUGGGGCAGUGGGCAGGGCAAUUCCAAGCUCUCACGGCCCCGAAUCGCACCCUUCUCCCUGAAAUCCAGACUCCCAAGCAGAUCCGGGUCUCUCUGGAUUAUGAAGAGGGACGGGUGGCGUUUUUCAGUGUUGAUGAGGAGAUUCCCAUCUUCACGUUUCCACUCGUGUCAUUUGAAGGAGUAAGAGUCUACCCUUGGGUCUGGCUGGGUCCUGGGACAUGGCUCAAAAUGUGGCCCUGA
This is a messenger RNA of Chaetura pelagica (chimney swift), 1355 nucleotides long. Its product is annotated as butyrophilin subfamily 1 member A1-like. NCBI's taxonomy places the organism in Eukaryota, Metazoa, Chordata, Aves, Apodiformes, Apodidae. The record is from RefSeq and is a predicted model, not a curated record. Gene Ontology annotation, molecular function: protein binding.